AUGUCAGCAAAUAAAGUUUUAAUUGGCGGUGGUACAGGGUUUAUAGGACAAAACUUACGAAAAUUGCUUUCUACCGGUGGUUACAAUAUUGUGAAUGUAUCACGUAUGCCUGGCGCCAAUAAUGUAUCCUGGUCGACUAUAGAAAAAUCUGGCUUGCCACUUAAUACAAAGGCAGUUGUUAAUUGUGCAGGACAACAAUUUAUGGAUUUCACUAAGAGUUGGACGCCUGGAUUCAAACAAAAUGUCCAGAAUUCACGUAUUUAUACAACAAGAGCAUUAUCACAAGCCAUUAAUGAAAGUAAUGAUAAACCUAAGGUAUUUGUUUUGGUAACCGGAGUUGGUGCUUAUGAACCUUCCAAUACUGUAAAAUAUGAUGAAUGCAGUCCUACUACUGGAACUGAUUUCUUUUCACAACUCUUAGUAGAAUGGGAAAAGGCUGCAAAUGUAAAUCCACCAGUGAGAUUAGUAAGCUUAUCUUCGAAGCAGCUAUCAGCUCUGCGCAAUGCUGAAAACCUGGAGUGGACAUGUGAGGAUUGUCGUAAAGAAUCGCCUCAUCGUAAGUCUUUCAUAAUUCCGGAGGACGAUGACGAUGAUACUGAUGGGAUUCAGCUGGGUGAAAGCGGUUCGACAGCGAUGAGUAAAUUACUUCGUGAUAUCUCACUUGAGGUAAAGAAAGCAGUGAAGAUGGAACUGGCUUCUGUGAACGAAUCGUUAAGCUCAUGGUGGAUAAAAAUGGAUACUAUAAAUGCUACACGGGAAAUCCUAACUGAGAAAGUGAAAGACUUGGAGAAGAAAAACAUGUACUUGACAAAUCAAAAUACCCACUUGGAAUUAAAAGUUAACGCUAUGGAACAACAAAUCAGAAAUAUGGAACAAAAACAGUUGGAUAAUGUACUGGAAAUAACAGGAAUUCCCGAAGAUAAGGACGAGAACUUAGAAAAACUUUCAAGUAAACUAGCCUCGAAACUAAACGUAGAGAAACGUCAAGCGUCCAUGGUGAAAAGACUGAAAGGCAGGGACGGCAAAGAAGGUGUGAUCCAGGUAGUAUUACAACAAGAGGAGCAGGUCGACCAGUGGAUCCGCGCUGCACGAACGGAAACAAUUGCUUUGGAAGAUAUAACUCCAAAUGCCCCUAAUCCUGAAGUAGCCAAGAGAAGAGUGUUACUUCGGCGUGCACUAACUAAAGCUAAUAAAACACUUCUGUGGCAAGCUAAACAAACCUUGAAGGAAACUUACAAAUAUAUUUGGUUCCAGGGUGGUAAAGUUUUGGCUCGUAAAUUUGAUAAUGACAAGCCCGUUAUCAUAAGAAGCUCAUGUGAUAUUGAUAAGUUGUCUACUCAAAAAUAUCGAUAG
Parnassius apollo (apollo) is the source of this 1353-nucleotide messenger RNA. NCBI's taxonomy places the organism in Eukaryota, Metazoa, Arthropoda, Insecta, Lepidoptera, Papilionidae. The record is from the annotation of a GenBank genome assembly.